UCCCUUAAGAUCAUAUUUCUCUCAAACAAAUGAUCUUUCUCCAAUCACACCUUAGAACCAAUUAGAAAUGCUAUCCGAUAAGCAAAAGCCCAUCAGGCGUCAGCACCGUUUUCAUCAUAAACGAAGGCGGUUUCCAGUGAAAAAGAUCAAAUCCAUCACCGUCAUUGCAUCAAUAAAGAAGUCCAUUGUCAAGUGUCGCCAUCACCUCACCAAGUUUUUAUCCGAGCUAGCUCGUAUAGUAACGCCAUCAUGCCACCUCAAGGGCUUCGAAAUUCUUGGACAGGAAGAAAAGACGCAGUUCGAACCCAACAAUGUUAAUAUUGGCCCUCGACUCCAACUUGAAUUUGAAACCAGCUUCGUGCCCCCAGUUCUUGUCUCACACCGCAACCUGCUUCCUCCAUUGGGUUCGGACAAAAAAGGGACGAUUGUUCUUGACUUGGACGAAACACUGGUGCAUUCAAGCCUUGACCCGCCUCCAUCGAGGUACGAUUUCUCAGUUUCAAGAAUUAUGGACGGGGUGACAAUAAAUUUCUACGUGUUAAAACGACCAGGGGUGGAUGAGUUCUUGGAGAUGAUCAGCAAGAAAUACGAAGUUGUUGUGUUCACGGCAGGACACGAAGCGUAUGCAUCGAAGGUGCUGGAUACUAUUGACCCAAAAGGGUUCAUAUUGCACCGGUUUUACAGGGACUCAUGCAAACAUGUGCGAGGGAAAUUCGUGAAGGACUUGUCGGAGAUGGGAAGAAACUUGAGGAAGAUCGUGAUCGUCGAUGAUAACCCAAAGUCUUUUGCAUUACAACCUGAAAAUGGGAUCCCCAUAAAACCCUUUUUCGGUGAUGAGCUUUGGGACAGGGAAUUGAUGAAGUUAGCGGGGUUUUUUGAGAGAUGUGAUGUUUUUCAAGACAUGAGAGAUGCCGUAAAACAGUACCUCGAAGGUGCUAAAGAUUAA
Molecule: messenger RNA, 946 nt
Organism: Durio zibethinus
Lineage: Eukaryota; Viridiplantae; Streptophyta; Magnoliopsida; Malvales; Malvaceae
Molecular function (GO): phosphatase activity
Source: RefSeq, a predicted model, not a curated record